AUGAGUUAUCUAAGUUUGGCUGCAUUUGCAGCAGUUACCUGCGUUGUAGCUUUCCUUGUCAAGCAACUUGUCUGGCACCCACUGGCGGCCUACCCAGAUGUCAUCAAAAAUACGGCCCCGUUGUCCGCUAUUCGCCGUCUCGCCUACUCAUCAACAGCAGCACGGCUGCCCGGGUCUCAGGCAUCGAGCUCUGGGUCUGAGGCACUGGACAUGUCUCACCAGUGUGACUACUUCACAUUCGAUAUCAUGUCAGAGGUCAUCUUUGGUAUGAAAUACAACGCCCUCAGAGAGCCAAAGUACCGCUUUGUUAUGUCAGCCUUGGAGGCAUCCAACGUCCGUAUCAGUGCCUUGGUCCAAGCUUCGAGUCUUGCGCUUGGAAGGAUCGACAAGUAUCUGUUCGCCGAUUCCAUCAAGUCCAGGAAUAAGUUUCUCGUAUUUCUUGGUUCUCUCCUUAAAAGCAGGGCAAAGGCUUCAUUCUCUGACAAUGGCAACGUCUUCUCAUACCUUGAAACUGCCAAGGAUCCGGACGGCGAGUCAACACUCAGCAAGUCUGAGAUACGAGCAGAAUCAGCUACACUAGUGGUUGCCGGGUCGGACACGUCUUCAACCACACUGGCAGCUACUUUAUUCUACCUCAGUGGAAACGCCAGGGCAUAUGCCAGGCUGUGUCAUGAGAUCAGAUCGAGCUUUGACAGUGUGGAGGACAUCCGCAUCGGAGCCAAGCUUAGCUCAUGCAACUAUCUCAGAGCUUGUAUUGACGAGGCGCUGAGAAUGUCACCACCUGUAGGGGGUGCGCUUUGGAGAGAAGUCCGGCCAGGAGGUAUGACUAUCGGGUCUCUUUCCCUUCCAGAAGGCAUCGAUGUUGGUACUGGGAUCUACAGUCUACAUCACCACGACGACUACUUCGAUUCUCCAUUUGAAUACAAGCCUGAAAGAUGGGUUGCAGGCGAGGACGGAUCGACCAAAGAGUCGGAGUUGGCACGCACAGCAUUCUACCCAUUUUCGAGUGGACCUCGCAGCUGCGUCGGAAAGGGAUUUGCCUACCACGAGAUCACGUUGACUUUGGCGCAUAUCCUUUACAGGUUCGACUUCACCAGGUCUACAAAAGACCAGAAGUCGUUUGGCGGGUCAACUGGCAACGUGAAUGAGUUCCAGAUGUGGGAUCAUGUUACAUCCGCCAAGACCCCUAAUGAUAUCUGCUGGCCAUCCGAUAAAGAGUGGGGCCGAUUCAAUAGCUCCAUCGCCGGAAACCUCAUCCAGACGGCCCCACCUGCGGCGCCGUGUUAUGCCGGACCCAAUCGGGAUGCCGCCGCCUGUGAAACCGUCACCCAGGGCUGGAGCACGGCGACUUUCCAGGCAUCUCAGCCCAUCGGCUAUGACUAUCCUCUCAACUCCUCUUGUCCACUAGCUCAGUUCACUGCCAAUGCCCCCUCGGCCAACUGCACCAUCGGAAACUCCCCAGUGUUUGCGAUCAAUGUCACCGACGAGGAGCAUAUCUCGAAGGCGGUCGAGUUCGCCAAGAAGAACAACAUUCGUGUCGUCAUCAAGUCUACGGGUCAUGACUUCCUUCAAAGGUCGACUGGCUACGGCAGCCUUUCCAUCUGGUUGCAAAACUAUCGAAAAGGUUUCAACUUCCAUGAAGACUUCCAGGUCGUAAACAAGUGUCCCAAGUCGGACUGGAAAGGCAGCGCAUUGACUAUCACUGGAGCCUACUCGUGGUCCGAUAUCUACCCCACUGCCUUCGAGAAGAAUCUCAUCGUCGUCGGCGGAAACAACAGGGGGCCUUGUGCCACUGGCGGUUGGACACAAGGAGGCGGUCACAGCCCGGUGACUCGCUUCUACGGGCUCGGUGCCGACCAGGUCCUGUCCGCAAGGGUCGUCUUGGCAUCUGGAGAGAUAGUGACAGCGAGCCCUUGCAAUAACACUGAUCUCUUCUACGCCAUUCGUGGAGGAGGUGGUGGUACCUACGGGGUCGUGACACAGAUGACAGUCAAGACCUACCCGACCAAGAAUAUUGAUGCCAUCGACGUUGUUAUCGGCACCGCAUCAACAAGCGCAAAUGUCUCGGCCAAGUUCAUCGAUGCGAUGACAGAUAUCUACUCGUCCUACCCUUAUCUUUCGGAGGUUGGCUUUGCCGGCUACGGCGCCUGGGCAAUGAAUAGCCCAGUGCCAAUCGGCGGCAACUUUUCUACUUUCUACACCCAGACGUUCACUACGCUGGGCAACGAUGCAGCAGAGGCGACCCGGUUGUUCAAGCCUAUCGCAGAGAAGAUUUCUCCUCUGAAGGACGCCGGCUUCACUGUUUCCAUUACGCAGAAGGCGUACACAGACUAUGGUGCCUACUACGCCAACAAGUCAGGAACAGAUGCAACUGUCGGCGGCGUCUCUGCCCUGGCCUCCCGCUUGUUGGGGAAAUCAGCGUUGGAGGGCAAUCGAGACCAACUUCGCAAAGCUAUGGAGACAAUGGCUGGAAAAGACGGCAAGGCCGUGUUCCAUACCGUCGUCCAUCAUGGUCUUCAGACGGCGCAAGAAACGCGAGACACGUCGUCCGCGGUCCAGCCUGGUUGGUAUGAUGCUGUCAUCCUUGAUAUUUUUGAGAGACCGAUUCUCAGUGGCGAGCUUUCUGUGUCAUCGAACAUCGAUCUCUUCGACGACAUCCGUCAGAACGUACUCCCAGUCUAUCGGGAACUUUCACCAAACACUGGAACUUACAUGAACGAAGCGGAUUGGGGCGACACGAAUUUUCAGGAGGACUUUUACUCCUCAAAUUGGAAGCAAUUGAUUGAGAUCAAAACCAAGUAUGAUCCAUCCGGGGUCUUUUACUGCCAGACUUGUGUCGGUAGUGAUGAAUGGAAACAAGAAGCAAGCGGCGCAUUGUGUCGACGAUGCAGCUCUCGAGAAGGCCGCUGUAACGGUCGCAAUGAUGGGGCCGAAGGCAUGUGCGCUUGCUGGUAA
This is a messenger RNA of Colletotrichum aenigma, 2955 nucleotides long. It is a transcript of the gene apf9-0, whose product is annotated as FAD-linked oxidoreductase apf9. The record is from RefSeq and is a predicted model, not a curated record. The coding region runs from base 1 to 2955 and encodes 984 amino acids. NCBI's taxonomy places the organism in Eukaryota, Fungi, Ascomycota, Sordariomycetes, Glomerellales, Glomerellaceae. Gene Ontology annotation, molecular function: heme binding; monooxygenase activity; iron ion binding. The transcript is spliced from 10 exons.